Messenger RNA from Phalaenopsis equestris, 1433 nucleotides. Its product is annotated as probable dolichyl-diphosphooligosaccharide--protein glycosyltransferase subunit 3. The transcript has a single exon. The coding region runs from base 159 to 1190 and encodes 343 amino acids. NCBI's taxonomy places the organism in Eukaryota, Viridiplantae, Streptophyta, Magnoliopsida, Asparagales, Orchidaceae. The record is from RefSeq and is a predicted model, not a curated record. Gene Ontology annotation, cellular component: oligosaccharyltransferase complex.
AUUUCUUGCGUGUUCUACUACUCCGCGAAGUUCAAAUCGGCCGGUAUUCUACUCCCAAUUUCCAUAGCCUAGACUGAACUGCCGCCCACCGUACCCAGUCGUCUUCCAAUUGCCAGAGUCGCGAUCUCCAUAGUCGAAAAAUUUUGCUCGGUAGGAAAAUGGCGCCCAUGUCUGCUGUUUUAUCUCUUACCCUCCUCCUCCUCUCCUUCUCAGCCUCUGUAGCCGUCGGCGUUUCGACUUCUGCCGAAGAUGACCUGGUGGCCGAACUGGAAUCCCUCCGAUCGAAAUCGCCUUCCGGCGUGAUCCGCUUAGAUGAGCGCCUGAUCUCUCGCUUCCUCACCUCGGCUUCAAUUCCUCGUCCAUAUCACCUCCUCAUAUUCUUUGAUGCCGCCUCCCUCCGCUCCAAACCCGAACUUCACCUUCCCCAACUCCGCUCAGAGUUCGCCAUAGUCUCAAAGUCAUUCGCUGCCCACCACAGCGGCCUCCCAUCCGCUUCCAAGCUCUUCUUCUGCGACAUUGAAUUUGGCGAGUCCCAGGCUUCCUUCUCUAAAUUUGGUGUCAAUUCGCUACCCCAUAUACUCCUUGUCUCCCCCUCUACCCGAUCCCUAAGCGAUUCCGAGUCCAUGGACACCUCAUCCUUUUCUCGCCUUGCUGACGCUAUGGCAGAAUUCGUUGAAUCCAAGACCAAGCUCUCUGUUGGGCCCAUUCUCCAUCCGCCGCCCGUCUCACCCCGCCAGCAAGCCGUCCUCCUCCUUGUCCUUCUUAUUGCCACCCCCUUUAUCAUCAAAAAGAUCCUUGCUGGUGAGACCCUGCUGCAUGAUUCUAAGGUUUGGAUGACUGGUGCUGUGUUCGUGUACUUUUUCAGCGUUUCAGGUUCGAUGCACAAUAUAAUCAGGAGCAUGCCUAUGAUGCUGACCGAUCGGGAUGGGCGUCCAGUGUUCUUCUACCAGGGAUCGGGGAUGCAGUUGGGUGUGGAGGGAUUUAUCGUGGGAUUUUUUUAUACUCUAGUUGGUUUGGUUCUGGCGGUCGUGACACAUGGAUUGGUUCGGUUGAAGAGUGCGACGGUGCAGCGGGGAAUAAUGUUUGUGGCGAUGGUUGUGGUGUAUUGGGCUGUCGGAAAAGUAAUUUCUUUGGAUAAUUGGAAGACAGGAUACAGCGUCCAUGCUUUCUGGCCUUCCAGCUGGAAAUGAAGAAUAUUUUGGAACAGUAUGCAAUCUGUUUGUUUGUUCCUCUCUUGCUCCUUGUAGUGAAAGUUUAACUUAUUGUUCUUUCAGCUGAUUGACUGAUUCUGGCUUUACUUGCUAUCUCUUAUAGGAUAAUGCUUUAUCACCAUGAAAUUUGAAGACUAGUAGCUUUACUGCUGGUUUCUUCUUUGCUGUUAGUUGUUGUUAUAUUAUUUCUAAGCAAAGUCAUAUGGUAGACCUUUUUUCAUU